This is a messenger RNA of Ostrinia furnacalis (Asian corn borer), 6041 nucleotides long. RefSeq names its product cAMP-dependent protein kinase type II regulatory subunit (gene Pka-R2). The transcript is spliced from 7 exons. Gene Ontology annotation, molecular function: cAMP binding; protein kinase A catalytic subunit binding; cAMP-dependent protein kinase inhibitor activity. The record is from RefSeq and is a predicted model, not a curated record. Gene Ontology annotation, biological process: negative regulation of cAMP-dependent protein kinase activity. NCBI's taxonomy places the organism in Eukaryota, Metazoa, Arthropoda, Insecta, Lepidoptera, Crambidae. Bases 347 to 1495 code for a protein of 382 amino acids. Gene Ontology annotation, cellular component: cytosol; cAMP-dependent protein kinase complex.
GUGAAGUGAGCCGAAGUAGGACAAUCCAAAAAUCGCCAUUUUUACUUUAGUGAAGGGAGAUUUUAUAUUUGUCAGGCUGGAGGACGAAGAAUAUUUUGAAAAAAGUGUGUCAUUAUAUUUAAUUUCUCGUAGCCGGGAUUAUUAUUUGAAAAAGUCUUAGUAUAAUAGUGUGGUUUUAUUUCUUACUAACGUUUGUAUGUAGUGCUACUUCCCCAUCGUAAGGUUGCUCGUUGGUGUGUCGCUUUAGCUAAUUCGAUGGCUAUGAUAUCGAAAUUGUAAUCUAACGUGUCGCUUUGACAUUCUCCGGGUCUGAUAAUAUCGAGAAAGUGAGGCGACGCCGUUAGAAAUGAGCAGGCCUCAAGGCGGACGCAUACAAGUUCCUGAUGACCUUAGAGAAAUAUUACUGGAGUUUACCAUAAGUUACCUUCUGGAGCAACCGGGAGACGUGAUCAACUACGCUGUUGAAUUCUUCACAAGGUUACAGAACAACAGGACGACUACCAUUGUGAGAGGCCCCGCUGCCGGCACGCCCGAUGAGUCCAUAAUAUCAGAUGAAGAAGAGCCGCCAGUGGCGCGCUUCAACAACCGUCGUAAGUCGGUCUUCGCCGAGACCUACGACCCGGAGGAGGAUGACUCUGACGAGGGAGCCCCCGCCGUGUUCCCCAAGUCGGAUGCCCAGCGCGCCCGGCUGGCGGAGGCGGUGCGAGGCAUCCUGCUGUUCCGUUCGCUGGACGCACAGCAGAUGCAGCAGGUGUUGGACGCCAUGUUUGAGAAACGCGCCGAGCCUGGCGAGUACGUGAUCCGGCAGGGCGAUGACGGCGACAACUUCUACGUCAUCGAGAACGGCGUGUUUGACGUGCUCGUCACCGGCGACGACCGUGUGGAGAAGGUGGUGCACACGUACGAAGGCUCCGGCUCCUUCGGCGAGCUGGCGCUAAUGUACAACAUGCCUCGUGCGGCCUCGGUGCGAGCCCAGACGCCCGGCGCUCUUUGGGCCAUGGACCGCCACACCUUCCGCCGCAUCCUGCUUAAGAGCGCCUUCAAGAAGCGCAAGCUGUAUGAAGAGCUCCUGGACAAAGUGCCCAUGCUGAAGGCGCUGCAGCCUUACGAACGCGCCAACUUGGCCGACGCCCUGGUGCCUCGCACGCUGAUCGACGGCGAGCUGAUCAUCCGGCAGGGCGACACCGCUGACGGCAUGUACUUCGUGGAGGACGGCUCCGUCAGCAUCCGCAUCACGCGCGACGACGGCAACGAGCACGAGAUCAAGCGGCUCGGCAAAGGAGGCUAUUUCGGAGAGCUGGCGCUGGUGACCCACAAGCCACGUGCUGCUUCUGCUUACGCCGUGGGACCCACCAAAGCUGCUUUCCUCGACGUGGAAACCUUCGAGCGCCUGCUCGGGCCGUGCAUGGAGAUCAUGAAGCGCAACAUCGACGACUACGAGGAGCAGCUCGUCAAGCUGUUCGGCGACAAGAGCAACCUCACCGACGUGCGAUGAGCGCCCACCACGCCCUUCCGCGACCAGUAAUCUUCAUCCUAUACCUAUACCUUUAUGUAGUCUCUUAACUUUGAGUCCACUGACCACUGGGUUAUUAGCACCGUUUUGAGUUUAAAAAUGGAAAAAUUUUCGGGAUGUGUUUCAGUACUCACUGGGAUUUUGUGCACCGUUUUUAAGUUAAAAAAGAAGAGAAUCUUCGGGAUGUUUCAGAAAUACGUAAAUUUCGAGUUUUCUUUUAACCCAUCAAGCCCCAAAAGAGCGCAUUAGACCGCGAGCAAUUGAUUUCUAUUUUCUCUAUACGCGGGGCUUGAAGGAUUAAUGUUUGCUUAGAUUAAUAACGCCUAAGAUGGUCUUCAUACAUGCGCUUCGGCUAAAGUGAACCAAAAAUAUUAUUGUCAUCUUACAAAGUUUUCACUAUUGUUUGACUUUGUCAACUGUCAGAAUUCAAGGAAAAACUUGGCAAAACCAGUGUGCUUCAAAUACGCACCAUUGAAGCCAUUAGACAGAAUAAUAAUAAGCCACUGGUCCCGUUUGAAGUGCUUCUCUUUUCUUGCGCUUACUCGAUUUCUAGCCAUUAUAAUUCUAUGAGUGAUUGUAACAAAAAAUAUGUAAUAAUGAUACUCCAGACAUAUAAAUUAAUAUACUCGUGCAUCCCCACUGGUCCGAGGACAACAGGUUAAGAGACACUGCUCUAAUCGGUUUUAACUUGGUACAGUAAUUUGAUGUUUUGACUGCUGUAAUUUCGCUGCUGGCUUCAGCAGGUCCCCAUGAGUAUUGAACCCUCACUGGUUAGGUUUUCGAUCUGUAGAUCUAGGUUGCACAGAAGUUGUAGUGGUUAAAUUUUAAAUGUCGUUUCAAUGAUUCCUAUUGUUAGAUUAUAGUUUAAAUGUCAAGUUACUGGCUCGAUUUAAAAUUCACGAGACGAAUCUCCAUUAGGCGUUAUUUGUUGUGAAAAACGAACGGUUUUGACACAGAUGGAUCUGUGUGCUUAAAAUAGUGAUAAUACUUUGUCAACACUUUUUGUCUCUGCUCAUUUCCAAAUUUUGUCUCAGAUCUUUGCAUUUGAUCUUACGAUUCCCUACUCUUGAUUGUUUUAGUUCAUCAGUACCAUAUUUUGACAUUCACAGGAUUUUGUAAUCCUGAUUAAAAUAUUUGACUGCUAACUUAGCUAUAAACAAUCAGUCUAUGGCACCAAAACAUCUUUGACAAAGUUGUGAAAAUAUCACUGCAAUAUAAUUAUGUCAUUCGGACAACAAAAGGUUCGUGUUGCCACAACAAAUAAUUGCCUAAUGGAAAUUCGGCUUCUUUUACUGUGUUCCUUCCUUGACUUCGCACUGAGAUUAUGCUGGUGUAUGCUAGAGUUUAUUGAAAUAGCAUGAACAAACCAAUUUUAUUUCAAUGGCAAAACAUAAUUAAAAUAUCUAUGUUUAUGCUAUUUCAGUGAAGACUUUCUCGAUGAUAUUUAUUAAUUUUUUUGUUAUUGUUAUAGAUAUUUUAUUACAUUGCGCAUUAAUGUGCAAUCUUCCUGUAUAUUUUGUAUUAUGAAACUAUUUAAUUUAAUACAAUAAACAAGAACAAAAACAGCAUAAUCUCCCGGAGUUAACUAAAACUGUUUUACGCUCAAGCAGUCGCUAACUAAAUUCUAAUUUAUUUUGACUUGGCUUCUCGUGUCUACUAAUUCGUACCGCGACGGUAUCUAGUAUCGCUAUUGGUUUACGACUUUUUAUCAAACAGUGCCAUGUGGAUAAUUUAUCACAUAAUUUAAUAUUUAGUGUAGUUAUAUCUCAGAUUACGCGUCGAAAGGGAAGGUCAAAAAUAUUGUACGAGCGCUCAAUAAUAUUGCAUUGGUACGAAUAUACGCUUAUAUUAGAUAGAUAAAUGCCUUAGUAGAAAUGUAAAUAUACGCUCGAGUGUGUGGCGUCUCGAACCGACCGCUCGCACGAAACUAGUUCCUCACGAACCAAAUUCAACUUGCUCAUACACAGUGCCAUAAAAAAGGAACUUCUUACAUCGACAUGCAGGAUUCUACGUACAAUGUCACAUCGUUCGGUUUCGUGCGGCCGUCGCGAACACCCGACGAAUGAUAUGAAUUUUACGGAAUGAGGGUAAAAGGCAUUAGUCAUAAAAAUUACCAUAAAAAUGUCUUAGUAGUGAGAGGUGACAAUGCAAUAUUGUCGGGCACGCGUCCUGAUAUAUUUCAACAGCUGUCGCCAUUUCUUAAAUUUAAGAUAUUCACUGACACAGGCUUUUCUGAACAAUACAACAUUUUAUAUACCUUGUAGGUAAAGUAUGUAGUCUUAUUUUCGUGAUUAGAUAAAAUCUACUCACUGUAUUUUUAUUUAUUUAUUUGAACGCAAUUUUAAUUACUUUAUCGAUUUUAUGUAUAUGGAGGUGUUACGUGUGAAGCAGUUUUGAAUGCCAAAUUAAUGGUAGUUACGUUGCGCAGGGUCACUCGACGUCGAAUGACUCGGCACGUCCGGCCCUCAACCACCGGGGAGUUGUUUUAAUAUUUAAUUGUAUUUAAUUUUUUUGCAGAGAAUAUUUUUUUAAUGAAUGUUUCAUAGUAAUUUUGUUAAGGAAAAGGGAUUAUUUUUUUGUGUUAUCUUUUAAUUAUUUUACGUUUAAAAGCUUUUUCUGUUGUAGAGAGUUCCUAUUGUUUUGUUUGCUCUUACUGUUUACAUAUAGAUCUGAGGUGUGUUGAACUGAAUGGUACAGUAGUCGCCGGGCACGCGGCAUCGGCCGUGCCACCCUCAGGUAGAACUUCCCAGUAUUAUUUAAAUUAGAAAAAUCUACAACCUUUGUUUGUGAAUCCAGCCAAAGUAGGUGAAUGCGUAAAGAUCAUGUGUAGCGCUAAAUAUUUAAGUCUAUAUUUACUAUGUAGUAGUUAGUUUUUGUCAUUUUCUUAUUGUAAUUUAAAAUACAUAUUAGUAGAUUAGGAAAUUUAAUGGAGCAUAGUCAAAUCCUGAGGGGUGAGGUGUAACGUUUUGACGCCAUGUACAAAAAUGUACAAAUUUAUUUCAGCUGCCAUAGACGAUGUUGUCUUUUUAUUUAAAAGAAUUUUAACCUAUUAAUUGAAUUUUAAUGAUUUUUAAUGACCUGCCACUGUUAUCGACGAACGGUUUCGAUCGUUGCUGUUCGGUGUUGUCUGUCCCGGCCUGCUUCGCUGCUUCUGUUAACCCGACAUUACCCGUUAAGCGUUUGGUUGACGUAGCUAAUACAUUCCUUAGUUGCCAGUUGACAAGUUCAAUAAUUUAAUUUUUGUUAAUAAAUCUGUAUAUGAUUUUAUCAUUUCAUCGUUCUACGAUGACGAUUCUCACUUCAAGUGCCUAUUUCAUACAAAACAUCAACAGGAAAUGUUUAGAAAUCUUUCUCACUAACAAUCUAAUGUUAAUCUCGUGUUUAACUUAAAACUGCCUUUUCUAUUUGUGAAUUGUGAAAUGUGUUGUGAGGUAUGUGUAUUUAGUGCAUCAAUCCGAAAGCCGAUAUAUUUCGUUCAUCUUUUCCAUGAUUAUUGUAUACCCUUGUUGACUUGGACUCUAUUUGUGUCAUAAUUUAUCAGUACAUUAAAUGUUUACCUAGUAAAUUUUGAAGUGUGUUAAAUGUCCUAAAUUGCCAACAUUUGUGUAGAGUAUUCACCGGUCCAUAUUCGCUUAGGUGUGUGAUACGUUCUCCUUUCUAUGAUACAUUUACAGUUUGAUAUUCCGUGUAUAAUGUUGAUGUUACAUUGUACAGGUGAGGUGCGUCGCGUCCACCGAAUGUCUGUGUGUCCCGGUGUAUUGAGCCCACUAGUUAAUAGUACGUGCAAUAACUACAUAUUUACUGUCAUUAUCUAUGUAUGUCGUUCACAAUAUCAUGUGUUAAAUUUUGUCUGUGUGGAAUUUAUUUAUAGAUUUUAAAUCAUAGCAUAAGGUAUAUAUUUCGCUAUACACGGUGUUUAAGAAACUUUUGCAUUCUUAUUAUACCCAUCUGUAAUGUAGGAAUAACUUAUUUAAAUUUAACACGUGUAAAUUCAUUUUGUAUUGGCGAUCAUCGACCGAUUGUCGUGCAAUGUACCUAUAAUAAUAAUUUAAUGAAGCACAAAUGUUUAGAUACCUAUUUCGAAGGAGUUCACGUUCUGUUGUCUUCCAUGGGACGCACAGAAUCCACAGCUGGCUCCUGGCUCCCCCUGGAGCGCUAUCUGGCAUACUGAUGUAAAAUUAAAAUUCAAUACGCUUAUCCCUAGCGUAAAUUUUUAUAAAUUAUACUAGUCAUUGGUGUCUAUCGUAGAUUUGUAACCUGACAGCACAUUGGAAUAAAAUAUACGCCAUGUCUCUUCACGUUCACACUAGGUGUAAGUUGUCUGUCAUACCUGUUUCAUGAUGGAAGCAUAUCAGCGCGGGAAGCCGCUACCUCCUACGUCUAUAGAUAUAUUGCACCACAUAUACAUCCGGUAGCCAGUUGAAAACUAGUACCGCUUUUUCCACGUCAUGAGCUUACCCUGUACAUUUAUAAAAAUUAUGUAUCGUAAAAUGUUAGAAAACUGAAUUAUAUUUGUUUGUAGAUCUAA